This is a messenger RNA of Talaromyces stipitatus ATCC 10500, 896 nucleotides long. RefSeq names its product aspergillopepsin, putative. The transcript is spliced from 2 exons. The record is from RefSeq and is a predicted model, not a curated record. Lineage: Eukaryota; Fungi; Ascomycota; Eurotiomycetes; Eurotiales; Trichocomaceae. Bases 72 to 896 code for a protein of 274 amino acids. Gene Ontology annotation, molecular function: glutamic-type endopeptidase activity. Gene Ontology annotation, biological process: proteolysis.
ACAACAAAAAGGCAGAAGUAUCAAGAUCACCAACUCAUUGCACACCAUAUCAUAAUAACAUUAUAUUUACCAUGAAGUCUAUCGUUCUCUCUCUCCUUAUUCUUGCUGGCCUUACAGCCGCUGCUCCUCUUACUGAGAAGCGUUUGGCUCGCCGUGCCGCUGGCACUCGGCGCUCAAGCCCACCAUAUGUUCCCAACUCCUAUGGCGUGGAACAGUUGAACAUUACAAACUCUAAGAAUGUUGAGUACAGCGAGAACUGGGCCGGAGCUGUUCUUAUCGGGACCGGCUACACCGCAGUGACCGCCGAAUUCACUGUCCCUACCCCUACGGCUCCGGGUGGUGGCAACACCGAGUACUGUGCAUCUGCUUGGGUCGGUCUUGACGGAGACACUUGCGACAGCUCAAUUCUUCAGACUGGUGUCGACUUCUGCGUACAGGGCGGUGAUGUGAGCUAUGAUGCUUGGUAUGAAUGGUACCCCGACUAUGCCUACGACUUCAGUGGCAUCAGCAUCUCUGCUGGAGAUGUUAUGAAGAUCACGGUCACUGCCACUAGUACCUCUUCCGGUUCCGCAGUUGUUGAAAAUGUUAGCACUGGUAGAACAGUCACCCAUAGCUUUUCUGGUGAAUCCGACAGACUCUGCGAGUACAAUGCUGAGUGGAUCGUGGAGGACUUUGAGGAAGGGGACUCAUUGGUUCCCUUCGCUAAUUUUGGCACUGUUACCUUCACUAAUGCUGUCGCUACACACAACGGUGCUGGUGUUGGAACCAGUGGUGCCACUAUAAUAGAUAUUGAGCAAGACAGCGGUGUCCUUACCUCCGUUUCUGCUUCCGGUAACACCGUCACCGUCAAUAUGAAGCAUACUAAUACUGAUAUACAUGACGACGGUGGAGGAUAG